This is a messenger RNA of Marmota monax (woodchuck), 4558 nucleotides long. RefSeq names its product tousled like kinase 2 (gene Tlk2). NCBI's taxonomy places the organism in Eukaryota, Metazoa, Chordata, Mammalia, Rodentia, Sciuridae. Gene Ontology annotation, biological process: peptidyl-serine phosphorylation; chromosome segregation; intracellular signal transduction. Gene Ontology annotation, molecular function: tRNA (cytidine-N3)-methyltransferase activity; protein serine/threonine kinase activity; ATP binding. Gene Ontology annotation, cellular component: nucleus. The coding region runs from base 741 to 3638 and encodes 965 amino acids. The transcript is spliced from 29 exons. The record is from RefSeq and is a predicted model, not a curated record.
UUCCGGCUCCGGUACCAUGGCUGACUCGUGUCCUGAAGGUGUGUCGGCCGCCUUGGGCGGGAAGAGGCAACAGUUCGGCAGCCGGUUCUUGAGCGACCCAGCGCGCGUCUUCCACCACAAUGCCUGGUAACUGCCCUGCCCCUCGUCCGGCCUGCGGCUCGCCCCCGUCCCGCUGCUCCGAGCGCUUGGAGAAGCCCCUGACCACAGGCCACUAGUAGAACUGCCCUGGCCAUGGCGCGCUCCUCCCGGCAAGACUUGCUUCCCGGCCGGCGACUGACCCUGCCCGCAGCUGAGAUGAGAGGCCCCUAAGCUGCCUGUUUGGUUUUCCCAGGGACGAUGUGGAGUGGUCGGAAGAGCAAGCCGCGGCGGCAGAGAGGAAAGUGCAGGAGAACAGCUCUCAGCGGGUGUGCCCAGAGAAACAAGUUACAGAAAGUUUAGCUGAGUGCAGCAGUGUGCGCCUGUUAUCCCACUGCUUAGGAGGAUCACUUGAGCCCAGGAGUUCAAGGCCAACCUGGGAAACAUAGGAAGAUCCUGUCUCAAAAAGAAGGGGGCGGGAAAGAAGCUUGGACUACAGGACAUUAAGUGUUUUGCCCAAAGUUGAUUAUGAAGUCAAUGCCCAUAAAUACUGGAAUGACUUCUACAAAAUUCAUGAAAAUAGAUUUUUCAAGGAUAGACACUGGCUUUUUACUGAAUUCCCCGAACUGGCACCUAGCCAAAAUCAAAAUCACUUAAAGGAUUUAAUGUUGGAGAACAAAAGGAAUGAAAUCUCUGCAUGUAGAAGCAGUGAAGAUGGACAUGGCUUAACAGUGGGAGAACAACACAAGUGUUCUUCUAGCACCCUUGAACAUACAGCACAGAUGUUUUCUGUGGAGGAGACUGUAACACAGAAACUCAGUCACCUGGAAAUUUGUGCUGAUGAGUUUCCUGGAUCCUCAGCCACUUACCGAAUACUUGAGGUUGGUUGUGGUGUGGGAAAUACAGUCUUUCCAAUUUUACAAACUAACAAUGACCCAGGCCUCUUUGUUUACUGUUGUGAUUUUUCUUCCACAGCUGUGGAACUAGUCCAGACAAAUUCAGAGUAUGACUCUUCUCGCUGUUUUGCUUUUGUUCAUGAUUUCUGUGAUGAAGAUCAGAAUUAUCCAGUGCCUGGGGACAGUGUUGAUGUCAUCAUUCUCAUAUUUGUUCUUUCAGCAGUUCUUCCAGACAAGAUGCAAAAAGCUAUCAAUAGGCUGAGCAGACUUCUGAAGCCUGGAGGAAUGAUGCUUUUGCGAGAUUAUGGUCGCUAUGACAUGGCCCAGCUGCGGUUUAAAAAAGGUCAGUGUCUAUCUGAAAAUUUCUAUGUGAGAGGUGAUGGAACCAGAGUUUACUUCUUCACACAAGUAGAAAUGAUGGAAGAAUUGCAUAGCCUGGACCCACGACGGCAGGAAUUAUUAGAGGCCAGGUUUACUGGAGUUGGUGUUAGUAAGGGGCCACUCAAUAGUGAGUCUUCCAACCAGAGCUUAUGCAGCGUGGGGUCCUUGAGUGAUAAAGAAGUAGAGACUCCUGAAAAAAAGCAGAAUGACCAGCGAAAUCGGAAAAGAAAAGCUGAACCAUAUGAAACUAGCCAAGGGAAAGGCACUCCUAGGGGACAUAAAAUUAGUGAUUACUUUGAGUUUGCUGGGGGAAGCGGGCCAGGAACCAGCCCUGGCAGAAGUGUUCCACCAGUUGCACGAUCCUCACCGCAACAUUCCUUAUCCAAUCCCUUACCGCGGCGAGUAGAGCAGCCCCUCUAUGGUUUAGAUGGCAGUGCUGCAAAGGAGGCACCAGAGGAACAAUCUGCUCUGCCAACCCUCAUGUCAGUGAUGCUAGCAAAACCUCGGCUUGACACAGAACAAUUAGCACAAAGGGGUGCUGGCCUCUGCUUUACUUUCGUUUCAGCUCAGCAAAACAGUCCCUCUUCCACAGGAUCUGGCAACACAGAGCAUUCCUGCAGCUCCCAAAAACAGAUCUCCAUCCAGCACAGACAGACCCAGUCUGACCUCACAAUAGAAAAAAUAUCUGCACUAGAAAGUAGUAAGAAUUCUGACUUAGAGAAGAAAGAAGGAAGAAUAGAUGAUUUAUUAAGAGCCAACUGUGAUUUGAGAAGGCAGAUUGAUGAACAGCAAAAGAUGCUAGAAAAAUACAAGGAACGAUUAAAUAGAUGUGUCACAAUGAGCAAGAAACUCCUUAUAGAAAAGUCAAAACAAGAGAAGAUGGCAUGUAGAGAUAAGAGCAUGCAGGACCGCUUGAGAUUGGGCCACUUUACUACUGUCCGGCAUGGGGCCUCUUUUACUGAACAGUGGACAGAUGGUUAUGCUUUCCAGAACCUUAUCAAGCAACAGGAAAGGAUAAAUUCACAGAGGGAAGAGAUAGAAAGACAACGGAAAAUGUUAGCAAAGCGGAAACCUCCUGCCAUGGGUCAAGCCCCUCCAGCAACCAAUGAGCAGAAACAACGGAAGAGCAAGACCAACGGAGCUGAAAAUGAAACGUUAACAUUAGCAGAAUACCAUGAACAAGAAGAAAUCUUUAAACUCAGAUUAGGCCAUCUUAAAAAGGAGGAAGCAGAGAUCCAGGCAGAGCUGGAAAGGCUAGAAAGGGUUAGAAAUCUACAUAUCAGGGAACUAAAAAGGAUACAUAAUGAAGAUAAUUCACAAUUUAAAGAUCAUCCAACGCUAAAUGACAGAUAUUUGUUGUUACAUCUUUUGGGUAGAGGAGGUUUCAGUGAAGUUUACAAGGCAUUUGAUCUAACAGAGCAAAGAUACGUAGCUGUGAGAAUUCACCAGUUAAAUAAAAACUGGAGAGGUGAAAAAAAGGAGAAUUACCACAAGCAUGCAUGUAGGGAAUACCGGAUUCACAAAGAACUGGAUCAUCCCAGAAUAGUUAAGCUGUAUGAUUACUUUUCACUGGAUACUGACUCGUUUUGUACAGUGUUAGAGUACUGUGAGGGAAAUGAUCUAGACUUCUACCUGAAACAGCACAAAUUAAUGUCGGAGAAAGAGGCCCGAUCCAUUAUCAUGCAAAUUGUGAAUGCUUUAAAGUACCUAAAUGAAAUAAAACCUCCCAUCAUACACUAUGACCUCAAACCAGGUAAUAUUCUUUUAGUAAAUGGUACAGCAUGUGGAGAGAUAAAAAUUACAGAUUUUGGUCUUUCCAAGAUCAUGGAUGACGAUAGCUACAAUUCAGUGGAUGGCAUGGAGCUAACGUCACAAGGUGCUGGUACUUAUUGGUAUUUACCGCCAGAGUGUUUUGUGGUUGGGAAGGAACCACCAAAGAUUUCAAAUAAAGUUGAUGUCUGGUCAGUGGGUGUGAUCUUCUACCAGUGUCUAUAUGGAAGAAAGCCCUUUGGCCAUAACCAGUCCCAACAAGACAUUCUACAGGAGAAUACUAUUCUUAAAGCUACUGAAGUGCAGUUCCCACCAAAGCCAGUAGUAACACCUGAAGCAAAGGCUUUUAUCCGGCGAUGCUUGGCCUACCGAAAGGAGGACCGCAUCGAUGUUCAGCAGCUGGCCUGUGACCCCUACUUGCUGCCUCAUAUCCGAAAGUCGGUCUCCACAAGUAGCCCUGCUGGAGCUGCUAUUGCAUCAACCUCUGGGGCGUCCAAUAACAGUUCUUCAAAUUGAGACCGACUCCAAUGCCACAAACUGUUAACACACAGAGUGGACAAACAGCAUUCAGCAGCGGGUUUGGAACUUAGCGAAUCCGAAUGGAUCUCAUGAAACCUGUACCAGGUGCUUUUAUUUUCUUGCUUUUUUCCCAUCCAUAGAGCAUGACAGCAUCGAUUCUCAUUGAGGAGAAACCUUGGGCAGCUCUGGCCAGGCCUCAUAGGAAAAGGCCCCGCCCAAGGUUCUGGCGUCAACGGCCACUGUGUGUGGCUGCUCUGAGUGAGGAAAAAAUUCAAAAGAAAAACUGGUUCCAUGUACUGUGAACUUGAAAAUAUGCAGACUCAGGGGGGUCCCUGAUGCAAUGCUUCAGAUGAAGAAUGUGGACUUGAAAAUACAGACUGGGCUAGUCCAGUGUCUAUAUUUAAACUUGUUCUUUUCUUUUAAUAAAGUUUAGGUAACAUCUCCUGAAAAGCUUGUAGCACAAAGGCUCAGCUGGGGAUGGUGUUUGACUUCGGAGGAAAAAAGUUGCUAUUGCCCGUUAAAGGCACUAGAGUUAGUGUUUUAUCCCUAAAUAAUUUCAAUUUUUAAAAAACAUGCAGCUUCCCUCCCCCUUUUUUAUUUUUGAAAGGAUGCAUUUGGUCAUAAAGUGAAACCCGUAUUAGCAAGUACGUGGCAAUGUUCAUUCCAGUCAGAUGCAGCUUUCUCUUCCGUCUGGUCUCCUGCUUGCAAUUGCUUCUCUCGUCUCAGUUGGGAAAGAAGGGAGUGGGAGUACUGAGAUGCGCGGGUUUUUGCCAUUGGACAAAGAAUGAGGUUAGAAGACUGCAGCUUGGAGUCUCUAGGUUUUCAACUAUUUCUUCACAAUUUGAACACUUGACGGUUGUCCCUUUUAAUUUAUUUGAAGUGCUAUUUUUUUAAAUAAAGGUUCAUCUGUCCAUGCA